CUUCCAACCUGAGAGGCAGUGGGAUCGCGGACUUGUCGAUGGAACCUGACCCCCCAAAAAUAUACCGAAAUGUACAUUCUUAUUUUCAAAAUAUACCGUGAAUAUACCGCAAGCUAUUUUGGACUCUCAGCACUGAAACUUCAAUUUUAUCAGAUGAACGAAUCAAUUUUCUACACGUUUGGUUCAUAUCAAAAUUUCUCUUUUCAUUGUAUUGUUUAUAAAAAGGAUGUUUAAACAAAGAAGGUACAACAAAAUUUUCAGUAUUUACGUAGUAAAUAUACGGUAAAUACAAGCCAACCAUUUAUUGGUGGAGGAUGGACCCAAUCUAUACCCUCUUUCAAGUAAUUAUUGUUGAAAUUCUGUUUAGCAGGCCGAUUUGAAUAAUAAAAACUCUUCCAUAGAUUGAAAUGAAUCCGAUAUCAUUUUAGACGUGUGUAUACAGAUUCGAUAAACGAAAUAACUUACAAUUAAGGUGUAGGAAAAUAUAAGAUUUAAGUACCAAUAUAGUCUGCAAGACAUUUAGCAUGAGAAGAAAUGCCUAGUCAGUUUUUGUUUGCCAAAGCAACCAGAUCAGAUCGAAAACAAUGCAGACAAUAGCAAAUGCGUCCUUCCUGCAUAUCUGUAACGAUGAUCCCAUCGAACAAAUGACUAUCACUAAAUUUUGCGAUGCGCCUUCCCGCCUCCAGCUUUAUGAUUUGAGUUGCUUACAAAAUGCUUAUGUAUACAAAAAAUCAAAAAACUAAAAUUAAAAUCAACACAAACUGUGCAAUAACGCAUUAGAAUGGCGGAGCGAGUGACGUAUGCAUGUAUCUGGAAGAUCUGUAUAAAUCGGAGAAUGACAGAAACAUUUACAAAUCUCCUGUGCUAGGCUACACGAUCUGAUCAUCUUGGUACCACCAUUCCACAUUGGAAUUGGUGGUCGACACCCUCUAUGCGCCGAUCCGAUUCUGGCUGACCGCCACCUUUGCCGUUUUAAAGCUCUUCUCAAAAUGUUCGAUCAGUUGUGCGUCAGUUUAGCAGCAGUAGAGUAAGGUCUGUCUGAACUGAUCAGCCACCUCAAUAGUUUUAAAUUGAAUCUAAUGAUUACCUCGCAAGAGCCUUUCGAGGGCAUUUCCUUCGUCAAGCGGAAUUAGUGUUUCGGCACUGAAUGCGCCUUUUCACCCAUGCCAGCAAAGUGUAUGCAGUUGUGGAUCGAAUCGAAACCCAUGGAUGAAUUAUUUCUUCCCGAAGCCAAUGUCUUUGUGGCUCACGACUUUAAGCUGAUCAGGAAUGAGCAGGGUAAGCCCAAGCUGCUUAGAACGGACACCAGCGAGCUGUGGUUCCGACAGGAUGACAACUUCAACAAGCCCAACGGAGUAGUCAGCCCACAAUGGUCAGAGGUCGUUGGACGUCCAAAAUGCGUAACCAUUAAUGAUCAUCGCCUAGUGAAGAAUCGCAUCGUGACCCUUCUUCGGGACAGACACAUCAUCCGCGAUGAUCGAGAACUACUUUCAAGUAGGAGGGACAACAAAGACAACUUUGACGAAAUCAUAUCCGGUACUAUAUCUUCGGUCAUAAUCUAAGCGGAUAUAAUUAGUUUCCUGAACGACACGGAAGGCUCCAAUUUGCCAAGCUGUCAGUUCAGAUCAUUGAGCGACGGACAGAGGUACAAUUCUUAGACUAGAAUCAGAUUACCAAUUAAAAUGACUUGAAUAAAGUAUUCCUGUAAGAAGACAGGGGCGCCAAUUUUAAUUUUUA
This is a messenger RNA of Drosophila guanche, 1737 nucleotides long. RefSeq names its product insulin-degrading enzyme-like 2. NCBI's taxonomy places the organism in Eukaryota, Metazoa, Arthropoda, Insecta, Diptera, Drosophilidae. The record is from RefSeq and is a predicted model, not a curated record. The coding region runs from base 1164 to 1562 and encodes 132 amino acids. The transcript has 2 exons.